CGAACCGACCCGUUUGCCAGGUCUAACUAUGGAAAGGAAGUCAUUACACAGAGAAAGAUGUUGCAAUCGUUGUGAGGCAGAUACCGAGAGCUGCAGCAGAAUGUCAUUUACAUGGUUUGAUGACUGUGAUUGUGAGAAGGACGGUGUUUGUGUGUCUAACCGCGAGAAGCUGGAGCUGGAACGGCACAUCGAACAGAUAUUGUGUUUGCCAAUGGACAUUUGGAUAAUCCUUUGUACUCUUCAAACAUUGGAUUUGGUGAUGCCACUAGGCGUAACAUCGACCAUACUAUUGCAUCCGACACAUAAACCAAAUAAUCAAAUAGAACGUAAAGUUCUAAUUGGUUAAUUUGUUUA
This is a messenger RNA of Helianthus annuus (common sunflower), 354 nucleotides long. RefSeq lists its product as uncharacterized. The record is from RefSeq and is a predicted model, not a curated record. Lineage: Eukaryota; Viridiplantae; Streptophyta; Magnoliopsida; Asterales; Asteraceae. Bases 29 to 346 code for a protein of 105 amino acids. The transcript is spliced from 3 exons.